Lucilia cuprina (Australian sheep blowfly) is the source of this 3181-nucleotide messenger RNA. It is a transcript of the gene IntS8, whose product is annotated as integrator complex subunit 8. NCBI's taxonomy places the organism in Eukaryota, Metazoa, Arthropoda, Insecta, Diptera, Calliphoridae. Gene Ontology annotation, cellular component: integrator complex. The record is from RefSeq and is a predicted model, not a curated record. Gene Ontology annotation, biological process: snRNA 3'-end processing. The transcript is spliced from 11 exons. Bases 121 to 3159 code for a protein of 1012 amino acids.
ACUAAUAAACUAAAACAGCAAAAGCAUAAACAAAUUACAUGUUGUGCUGUAAAAAUUAAAAGAAUUUCAUUCAAUUUCUCUAAAAAAAAAAUUAAAGAAAAUAAUAAAAAUAUCUUCAAAAUGGAUGACCCCUUAAAGCCCAAACCUGUACCCUUAGCUGCCGAGACAGUAUUAUGGUUCGAAUUUCUCUUAGAUCCUGAAUUAAUAACCAAACAUUUAAAGAAAAUAAAUCCAGAUCCUUCUGCUUUGGAACUUUUAUCACAGUUCAUUUCCAUGGCUCCGGAUAAUGUGGUAAUACCACAAUUUGAUUUAACUAAUACCGACCCUAACGCAAUGCCGGUGCCCAAUCCACCCGUAGUAACGGGUAUGCCGGUUAAUAUAGAGGGUUUGCGUUUGACACGCAAACAAUUGGCUUUAAAGGUUUUGGCACUCAAAGUGGCCACAUGGCUUAAAUGGAAUUUGGAUGUGUUUGAAAAAAAUCUACCCAUACCCAAGCAAUUGUGUCUACUAAGAGAUUUAUGUACCAUAAGUUUUGGCAAAAGAGUAGCCAUACCAUUUACAAAUGAUUUUCAGGCUAAAAUAACUGCUGAGGGCAAUGAAAAGGCUGCUAAAUUUGCCUUAACCUUCUAUCAUCGCUGGGUAUUAAGACUGCAAAUUCUUAAGGACAUAGCUGUCAAAGCAGCUCGGCCCAGUAUGGGCAAUAUGUUCGUUCCCCUUGAACCCAUGCAUCAAUUUUUCGCUCCCGAAAUAAACCCCCAGACGAGCAUAGAAUUUUUACAAGAACUUUGCAAAUCCAAUGAACCCUUUCAUGUCUUCUCUUAUGAAACAUUUGUACCGCCUCACCCUAAUGAUGAUGUCAAUUUACCACAAAAAUUUGACGCUAUGCUACAGAUAUCACCAGCUGAGCUGAGAACUCAAAUCUGUUUUGAUCUGGUUAAUUUCUAUUUGUAUACCAAGCAGUAUCUAUUGGCUCGAGAUGCCGUAAAUGAAUGUCGUCGUUAUUUGAAUUUAACUAAAAAUGAAUAUGAAAUGAUUGGUAAAAUACCCUCACAGUUUGUUUUCUGUCAUGUGAAUGAAGAUGAAUUGGAGGGUUAUCUGUUGGCAUGUGGUGUAAGUGCUCAAUCGCAGACCUUAACGGAACGUUUUAAUAUGUCACAAUUGACACAAUAUAAGGACAUUAUUGAAAUUCUAAAAUUAGAUAACCGUAAACGUGAAAUACCUUUGGUUAAUAGACGUAUAUUGGAACUAGACAUAGAGGGUGCUAUAUCGCAAGGCAUAUUAAAGGAAACCAAACAAUUAGAAAUGCAAGUAUCGGCACUCAAUUUGGUGCGCAGUAAAUUUGAAGAGGGCAACAUAUUUGCCAGUGUGGAUUAUUUUGAAAAGUACGCACAAUUAAAUUGUUUUGCAGCAGUAGUGGAGAGUAUUAUGGAUGUUUUACCCCAUAGUUCUUUAAGUGAACGUAAUAUGCUUAAACAAUUUCUUAUCGAUUGUAUAGUCAAGCAUAAAAAUAAACAAUGGCUACAGGAAAUUAUGCAUUUGAGUAUUUUUACACCCAUAGAGCUAAAGGAUUUGCUGCAACAAAUACAGGAAGAAGAAUUACCACAACCAACAUUGGCUUUGUUAAAUGAAUGGAAAUUUAAUUCUAAAAUGCCACGCAUAGAAAUAGGCUCUCUAGAAAGACAACUUAUAUCCUGUACCAAUGCUAAUACAGUACGAAAGUUGUUAGUGAAAUUAGCAGCCACUAAUCCCGCCAAACCUUUGUGGACGGUAAAUCCUAGUUGGGAAAUAUCUACACCUAUUAAGUCGGUAUUAAUGUCUAUGCAAAGAGGUUUUCUACAAGAUUUUGCUUAUGUUUUAUUGGGUAAAGCAAGAGAACUAACAGCAAAGGGGAAUUAUGAAGGUGCUGUUUCUAUGUUAAGCAUUUUAAAAUCAGAAACCCAAAGACCAGAACUAUCAAAUGCUACUGUUAUCUCUAAAUUGGGUAAAUUAGUUAAUUGGGAAAUCUUACUAAUACAAAUUACUCAGUGUUUAGAUGAAUGGAAUAAUAAAACCUUAGAUUUACAAUCACUGGGUAAUCGUUGUAAACAAUGUUUACAAUCCUUGCAAACCAAUGAUAACAUUAUACCCCGCAUAGAGAUCAUCGAAAGCUGUGCUUUAAUGUUAUUAAAUCUUAAUGAUUGGACUGCGAUUAUGCUGCUAGACAAACGUUUGCCACAAUUAGAAUUGCCUAUAGCCUUUGCUGCUACCUUUUUGGAUAUGGAAAAAAUGAAAGGACCUAAAAAGAUAUGUCGUGAUGCCUGGGACUUGGUAUUGUCCAUGUUUCUUAAUACUUCUAAAAGAGGCAACAGUACAGGCGGCGGUGGUGGUGGUUCUGGCAGUGGUGGUGGCAGUUCACGUAAUUCACCCUGUUUGGCUGUUUCAACGGGUUUACAUCCGUUUUUAAAACGUAUACGUCAUCAAAUGUUAUUCAAUUUGGCCAUUUCUAUGUUAGGUAAAAUACACAAUAUUCUAAAAGAUGAUGCCAAUCAUGAUUUAAAUGGUGAAUAUAUGCAAUUAUGGCCCACCACUAUAAGCAAUCCUAUUGGUUAUAGCAUAAGAUCUGUGUGUGAAACAUUACAUUGGUUACUUACCGAAGCUUUAAAAUACUAUCCCCAAACUAUACCCUGGCUAAAAAUGAAGGGUGAUCUUGAAUUAGCUAUCGGUAAUAAUGAGGCGGCAAUGCGCUGCUAUGUUAACGCUUUGGUAACUGGAACUGACUAUUGUAAUAUUCCCCUACAACGUAAUGUUGCUGAUGAUUAUAUAAUACGUAAAAUGAUAAGAUGUUCUUCAAAUUUGGGUUGUCAUAUGCAAGCAACGGUUUUAUGUCAGUUUUUAGAAGAAAUAGAUUAUGGCAUUGUUUUCAAAAAUCUCACCGAAAAAUGUUCAAAUUUUACGGAUGCCAUGGAUGCAUAUUACAAUUGUAUAUGGGAUACUACACUAUUGGAGUUUAUAAUUAAUUUACAUGCUAAAAAGGGUGAACAUAGUAGAAAGCUAGAGGCGAUUUCCAUUAUGGGCACUUUAGAACUAAAUGCCAACAAUAAUGAUGAAAUCAAACGUGAAGCUGCUUCUAUAAGAAAAUCUCGCUUUCUUAGAGCCUUGGCCAAGCAGUAUUUACUUUAAUACAUUAAAUUUAAUCACUUUU